UGAUGAUGAUGAUGAUGAUGAUGAUGAUAUAGCACAGCAAAUGCGAUGACGAAGAUAAUACUACAGAAUAUCGGUUUGAUGAUAAAGAAUUUGAAAACCAUUUCCCUUUUUUUUCUUUCACAGGACACCUUGCUACACAGUCAAUAAGCCCCCACCCAAGACAGAUUCAGAUGAUACCGUGGCGACCUGACAAAACUUCAAUACUGGCUCUCCAGUGGCGUACGCUUCAAAAGGAAGGAAUUAUACGGAUUUUACUCUCCCUUGUCGCUGCCAUAAUGGAUGGAGGUGGAACCGAAAACGAUCCAGGAACCGGACUGCACGGUUCAACCGAUUGUCAUAGAACCGGAGUCUAAAAUUGAUUGCUGCUUCGAAAUAAUCAGAAUGCGAUUGACAAAAACUCGGAACGGGAAAUUACGAUGGCUAUGAAGGAGGACUGAAGAUUCAACUUAAAUUGAAUUAUAAUGGAAUCUUAUUUGUGUAGUUUUUUAAAUGUCUUUUAAACUGUGUUAACCGAGUCUGUGUUUAGAUCUAACCACCAGGCUCUUUGCCGUCAUAUUCAGAGUCACGGGUUCGAUUCUCGUGACAGGAUGUUUUUAACUGAGUAUCUCCAUCGGUUUGCCUCGAUCUUGUAUUUCUCUCAGCCUGCGUUGGUCAUGGCAGGUAGAAGGUUUGGAGCAACCCGGCUACUAAAUUAUCUAAAUUGUGUAGAAAAGGGUGUAAAAUAUUUACAAUAAGGAUAAUAUAUACAAUAUUAUAAGUCUGUGUCCCUCGUUGCCGUCGUGUGCAGAAAUGGCUACAACCAAUACAUCUUCGACUUCACCCCCACCAGGCACUACCACAACGCCUGAGGAGACUGGUGCCACAACCACAACAGAAAUACCAGACACUAUAAACAGCAUCACAUCACACCCAGACGCGGAAACCCCGCCCCUGGGCGGCGCCUCAUCGACGAGGGACGUCCCAUCAGGCUCGACGUCAUCACGGUAUCCACCAAUAGAAUUCGACUUCCUGGAUACGAUUCAACCGUCAGAUUUGUACCUACCCGAUGGAGACGUUGAUUCAUUUUUUACCACGACCAUCUCGCCCCUCAGUAACGGGACAGUGUCUCUAUGUUUGAACGUAGGGAAGAGUAAUGUGACUGCGAACAUCAGCGUCGCUCAUAAUUUGUGCGCGGGUGGCAAUGAGGAAGUGACGCAAGAGUUCAGCGACAGUGACUUAUGGGCGGAAAACGAACACUUCGCGGAAACGGUUAUUCCAGCUAUGGUCUUCGUCGGGUUGUUAAUGGUCAUAGGCAUUUUGGGGAACCUUCUCGUCGUUUACGUGUACGGUUUUCGGUUCAAAUCCGCUACGCAGCACUUUCUCAUCGUGUGCCUGGCGUGUUUUGAUCUCCUAAUGGGCGCCCUCGCGAUGCCGACGGAGAUUGCAGACAUGAGGUACCACCACACUUUCGACUCUGCCUUCGCCUGUAAACUGCUCCGCUUCAUCACCAUGUUCUCGUCCAUAUCCUCCAGCUUCACUCUGGUUACUAUCGCGGUUGACCGACACAAGCGAGUGACCAGACCGCUGACCAAGCAGAUGGCCAUGCGGAAAGCCAAAGUUUGGGAAGUCAUCAACGUUCUAGCUGCUCUCUUCUUCUCCUGGCCGACCUUGGUCCUGACUGGGCUCCGUACGUCCGAGACUCGCGUCCCCGAUCUGCUGGGCACGGACUGUUCCUUCAGUGACGAGUAUCGCUUCACCAAGUUCCCUCUCGUCUACAACGUCGUCUUAGGCACCGGCUUCCUUACCCUUAUCACUAUCAUCGGCGUGUUGUACUUCCGGAUCUGGAAGACAGUCAAAGGUCACCGCGUGCACAUGUCUAAGAUCCCUCGCAGCUCGCAGUCGGGGACUUCAGCCUACGAGAUCAGGAAGGAAGAAAUCGAUGUGGGAGCUUCGGCGAGGGAGGGGAAUCUGAGUCGUCCAGAAGGUAAUCCUUACUGCGUGUUGAGCAGGAACAGUGGCGGAAUGAUGGAUCAAGACCUCAGCCCUCAGCUGAGCAUUCAGACCGCAGACUCUCCACUCAGUCCGCGGACCGCUCGGGCAAUCUGUGACGUCACUGAAGUUGUUGGAGAGAAGAAUGGAGAGAGUGAUAACGACUCAAGACUUCUUCAGUUGGUCUUAACAAAUGGAAAAGACAGAAACGCGACUGCUUUAUUCACGAAACCGAAACGUUCUACUAAAAAAAGAGGCACUGCUAGUAUGAAAGAACGGAACUUUAAACUUGGUGACGUCAUAACUUGCUCGAACUGUCACCAGACGUUAGAUAAAUGCGGCGUCUUUUGCGCUCCUCAACUCAAGAAGAAGAAAGCUACUUCACUCAAACUCCCGCCAAAAAGUUACCAAGCUCAAGAUUCUAAUCUUCUCCCCCACAAACAGCAUCCUGCCACCCCUGCUCCUGUAAUGGCUUCACCCGCCGUGACGUCAUCUCCGAGUCUGUCUUACAAGAGCCUCAAGGGUAGUCCAAUGCUACGUGCAAGGGCUCUCAACCCACAAAAUAGUCUUAGUCUCAGCAUUAAAAGUGAGGAUCUGCGGCCAAUGUCUUCUUUGUUAGACUCCGUGUCUAAAUCUCUGGCAGAUUCCAGCAAGAUGUCUGCUUUGACGACCAUGUUGCCGACUUUGGACGGACAUUGUGAAGAAAUGGCUAGUGGUCCGAACGUAAGUACAGCUGUGCCAUGCUUGGGAACUGUAUCUUCGACAGGUGGGAGAGAAAUUGUUUCUGACAGGCAUGGACUUACGUUGGACGGUAAUAGAAAUGUUUCUAGCCUUUCAACCGAUGUGAGUUUGGAGGAACCAAUCGAAGAAGAGCAGAGUGGGGAUGAAACCUCUUCAGACUUCGUUCGCUUUCAGCACAGCCCGAAUGACAGUAUCGGAAAUGGACCUUGUCAGUGUGUGGGCCCAAAACGAGAAGCAGCAACAGCAGCAGUUUUCUGUCAAAGACAUCAUUUAGAAGUUAUCGUUGAUGACAAUGAAACAUCCGAUACAAAUAACGAGGAGAUAGAUGAUAUCUCACAACUGUCACCCAUUCAACGUGACCGUUAUGAAAUCAGAAAUACGUCUGGAGGGAAUACGGAUGAAAGCUUUAAGGACAACAUUACUCAGAGAAAAUGUUUGUGUUCGGCCAAAGACGAUAUUGACAUUUGUACUUGCUCUCAGCCUCACAACAAUGCCGUCCACCUGUUACAGGCAGAGUCAGAGAGAAACGCUGCGGGUUCAAACCGGUUCUCAGUCACUGGAUCUUUGCCGGAAGUUUCCCCAGCAAACGGCAUUUCAGCGGCACAAAGUUUCAGUUCGUUUCAGCAAAAAAGUUUGCCUAUGGCCAUACCAGAGCGGUUCCGAGAGGAGUUUAAAGAGCAAGUAUUUGCGUCACCCUCUGAUCUUUACAAAAACAACGGACAGGAAAACAAUUCUUGCAACGAUCUUUCAGAUCCAAUCGGUUCCCAAAGAAUAGAAUUCACAAGAACCGGAUUCACUCGAACCGGAUUCGACUCACCAAUAGCUCAAAGUCCAAACCCCAAUCGACGCAGUACAUCGCCGUCUGUGCUCGAGAACUGCCGGAUCAAAUCCGGUUCCAUGGCCUCUUUAGAUAACUUGACAAUGUCGCGGGGAAAGAACAAAAGCGAAUCCCGACGAAUCGACAAAACCACGGUCGUGGCGUUCGCGGUGAGCUCUGUGUUUGUCCUCAGUUUCGUCCCCUAUCUCACGCUGAUGUUUGUGCGAGCCUUCAUCAAAGACUUCGACUACAAUCUGGACGGGGCAGCCCUGUGGCUCUACAACAUCUUUGUCCGGUUCUACUUUCUAAACUCGGCGCUCAAUCCGAUUCUUUACGGUCUUCUCAACGAAAGAUUUCGCCAAGAAUGUCGACGCUUGCUGAGAUGUUGCGGGAACAACAAGAAAACUGACGACUGUGUCUAGGCCAAAGAGGUUAUAGUUAUUGAGGUUUGGUCUAGGUAACUCGGACACUGAGCACGCGAAAACGCACAUGGCAAUGGCAGCUUUUUUGUGGUUUGACAUCGGAAUUUCAUUUUAAAUUCAUUUUAACUAUUAGUAAAAGUU
This is a messenger RNA of Aplysia californica (California sea hare), 4089 nucleotides long. RefSeq lists its product as uncharacterized. The transcript has a single exon. Gene Ontology annotation, molecular function: G protein-coupled receptor activity; peptide binding. The coding region runs from base 790 to 3948 and encodes 1052 amino acids. NCBI's taxonomy places the organism in Eukaryota, Metazoa, Mollusca, Gastropoda, Aplysiida, Aplysiidae. Gene Ontology annotation, cellular component: membrane. The record is from RefSeq and is a predicted model, not a curated record. Gene Ontology annotation, biological process: G protein-coupled receptor signaling pathway.